AUGCCACAGUACUGGGAGAGAGCCAUAACGAUACAGCAAAAGGAAAUAGAGAAGCCGAAUCGCCUUAUUCUGGAGGAGUCUAAAGUCGGCUUGGACUUUCCUCCAGAUUACCCGUUCAAGCCACUCAAGGUCUUCUUCACAACCAAGCUCUUUCACCCCAACGUAGGAGAGCGUGGACAUAUCUUCCUUCGGAUGCUGACUGUCGACCGCUUCUCGCCCAUUCACACCAUCCAUACUAUUCUCAGUAAACUUCAUGAGAUGCUCACAAACCCUGAAAUAGAUGAGGGGGACUAUUACGAUGAAGCCAAAGCGAAGCUCUAUAAAGAAGAUAAGGCGGGGUUCGAUCAGCGUGCUCGGGAAUGUACUUUGGAGCACGCUGGGCCUUGA
Molecule: messenger RNA, 387 nt
Organism: Eutrema salsugineum
Lineage: Eukaryota; Viridiplantae; Streptophyta; Magnoliopsida; Brassicales; Brassicaceae
Product: ubiquitin-conjugating enzyme E2 29-like
Exons: 3
Coding region: 1-387 (128 amino acids)
Source: RefSeq, a predicted model, not a curated record